AUAUAUAAGCUGGGGCACACCUGCCAACAAUAAAGACUCGAGACGUCCACCAACUGACCUCAGCCUGUUACCAAAGUUCAGGUGCCUUGAGCGACACCGCAGCAUGCUGCCCGUGAGAGCGGCUGAUGUCCGGCACUGCGUCCUGACGAGCCGCUGGCUGCCCGCAGCUCUGGCGCUGCUCCUCCUCCUCUCCUCCAGCUUCAGCCGCGCUCACAGCACCACAGUGGAGCACGACUUCCACAUUGUUCAUAAUGUAGACAACAGAAGUCCAGAGAUAGACCCAUUCUGGUAUGUGGGGCGCGGGGUGAGACCCAUUGGGCGCUUUGGGAAGAGGCACAGCAGUCUGGAGGCUCUGGGCAGCGAUGGGAUGCCCGUCGUCAGGACGUUGGAGCUGCUGCUCAGCAGCCUGAGAAACAAGGAGAAUCUUGGAAAAGUGCUCGACGGGGAGGACGGUGAUUGGUUACCGUGAUGUGCUCUCCUCCCCACAUCCAAAAACUCAGUUUUAUUUUUUGUUUGUUAUUUUUUAAAAAUUGAGAUUAUAUACACGUCUUCAUAAUUAUAUUUCUCUUGUGUCUGUUAUGAGCCUCACCCAUGUCUGUACAUAAAA
Oreochromis aureus is the source of this 607-nucleotide messenger RNA. RefSeq names its product prolactin releasing hormone 2 (gene prlh2). Gene Ontology annotation, molecular function: hormone activity. The record is from RefSeq and is a predicted model, not a curated record. The transcript has 3 exons. The coding region runs from base 104 to 469 and encodes 121 amino acids. NCBI's taxonomy places the organism in Eukaryota, Metazoa, Chordata, Actinopteri, Cichliformes, Cichlidae.